AUGGCGAAAGGCAAGCCUCGCUCUGACAAGCUCGUCGGAGCUACCAACCUUCUUGGCACCUUGUUCGUCGGCAUGCUCCUCCACAAAGCCGUGACAUACCUCGCCGGAAACGACAGUUGGGUAUAUUGGUUCCUCGUUCUCUUCACCUGGCGAUACCUACGCCUGGUCAUCAACCUUGCUGGCUUUUGGAGCUACCAAGCGUCGCCUAUACUCGCCACCCACACUUACACGCCAAACAAGGACGUCACGGUCAUCGUCCCGACCAUCGAUCCCGGCCAGGAAUUCGAAGACUGCGUACUGUCGAUUGCACGAAACUACCCAGCCAAGAUCAUCAUCGCCACAGUAGGCAAUGUACUCCGUACCAAAGUGUUGGCGGCCAUAAAGCCUAUGGAAGAGGCGUACCAAAACACCAAAUUCGAGGUUUUGACGACAUAUGUGCCAAACAAGAGAGCGCAAGUAGCGAACGCCGCGCGCGUAGUCAAGACAAACAUCACCGUCAUGGUCGACGACCACGUCUUCUGGGGGCACAAGAUGCUCGAGUCACUGCUACUCCCGUUUGAGGAGGACCUGAACGUUGGCCUAGUUGGCACCAACAAGCGGGCGCGGCGUAUGAACGGACUGGGCACGUGGCAGCGUAUCUGGAACACGCUCGGAGCGCUGUACCUGGAGCGCCAUAAUUUUGAGAUUCGGGCGACCAACACCAUCGACGGCGGCGUCUUUGUCGUCUCGACACGCACGUGCGCCAUCCUGACCGACAUUUUGCACCACGACGAUUUCCUACCCGGCUUCGAGAACGAGAGGUUCCUGCUCGGCUGGCUCGGGCCCCUCAGCCCCGACGACGACAACUAUGUCACGCGCUUCGUGGUGCGCCACAACUUCGGCAUCAAGAUUCAGUACACGCCCGAUACCCUCAUGGAGACGACGGUCGGUGUGGCCUCCCCGCCGUACCGAAAGUUUCUCGGCCAGUGCCGCCGCUGGUCCCGCACGACGUGGCGAUCCAACGCGUGCAGCCUGUUCACGGACCGCUCUAUCUACAUCAGCCAGCCCUAUUGCGUCUACGCCGUCUUCUUGACCUCGUUGACCAACUUUGCCGCCGUUAUUGACCCGGCCCUGGUAUACCUACUAAAGCAGUCGCUGUGGUUUGCGGCCUAUCCAAAGCUCGCCAUAGGCAGUCUGGUCGCCUGGAUCCUACUUUCGAAGGCGGUCAAGGUCUUUGCUUACUUCCGGCGGCACCCGCAGGAUAUCUGGCUGUUCCCGGUCCAGGUGUGCUGGGGCUACUUCCACAGCCUGAUCAAGCUUUGGGCGCUGCUCACCUUCUGGGACGGCGCGUGGAGCGGUCGAAACCUCAGCGCGGUCCCGGUUGACAAGGGCCGCAGAAGCCAGUCUACAUCGCCGUGA
This is a messenger RNA of Lasiosphaeria miniovina, 1398 nucleotides long. Its product is annotated as glycosyltransferase like family 2-domain-containing protein. NCBI's taxonomy places the organism in Eukaryota, Fungi, Ascomycota, Sordariomycetes, Sordariales, Lasiosphaeriaceae. Bases 1 to 1398 code for a protein of 465 amino acids. The record is from RefSeq and is a predicted model, not a curated record. The transcript has a single exon.